AUGGCUGCCCAAAACGGAACCUCCAAUGACUUCACUGUCAAGGCCGGUCUGGCCCAGAUGUUGAAGGGUGGUGUGAUCAUGGACGUCGUCAAUGCUGAGCAGGCCCGCAUUGCCGAGGAAGCCGGUGCCGCCGCCGUCAUGGCCCUCGAGCGUGUCCCCGCCGAUAUCCGUGUCGAGGGUGGCGUCGCCCGUAUGUCCGACCCCAGCAUGAUUAAGGAGAUCAUGGAGGCUGUGACUAUUCCCGUCAUGGCUAAGGCUCGCAUCGGACACUUUGUUGAAUGCCAGAUCCUCGAAGCCAUCGGUGUCGACUACAUCGAUGAGUCUGAAGUCCUGACCCCGGCCGACGAUGUCUAUCACGUCACCAAGUCCACCUUCAAGGUUCCCUUUGUCUGCGGCUGCCGCAACCUCGGUGAGGCCCUGCGCCGUAUCUCCGAGGGCGCUGCUAUGAUCCGCACCAAGGGCGAGGCCGGCACCGGCGACGUCGUCGAGGCCGUAAAGCACAUGCGCACUGUCAAUGCUCAGAUUGCUCGUGCCCGUGGUAUCCUUCAAUCCAGCCAGGACUCCGAGCCCGAGCUGCGCGCCUUCGCCCGUGAGAUCGAGGCUCCCUACGAGCUGGUCCGCGAGGUCGCCGAGAAAGGCCGUCUGCCCGUGGUCAACUUCGCGGCCGGUGGUGUCGCUACCCCUGCCGAUGCGGCGCUGAUGAUGCAGCUGGGCUGCGACGGUGUCUUUGUCGGUUCCGGUAUCUUCAAGUCUGGUGAUGCUAAAAAGCGUGCUCGUGCCAUUGUGCAGGCUGUGACUCACUUCAAGGACCCCAAGGUUCUUGCUUCGGUCAGCGAGGGACUGGGUGAGGCUAUGGUCGGCAUCAAUGUUCAGAAGAUGCCCGAGGCCGACAAGCUGGCUGGACGUGGUUGGUAA
Molecule: messenger RNA, 915 nt
Organism: Penicillium atrosanguineum
Lineage: Eukaryota; Fungi; Ascomycota; Eurotiomycetes; Eurotiales; Aspergillaceae
Product: pyridoxal 5'-phosphate synthase subunit PdxS
Exons: 3
Coding region: 1-915 (304 amino acids)
Biological process (GO): pyridoxine biosynthetic process; pyridoxal 5'-phosphate biosynthetic process; amino acid metabolic process
Molecular function (GO): amine-lyase activity
Source: RefSeq, a predicted model, not a curated record